Molecule: messenger RNA, 1089 nt
Organism: Aspergillus puulaauensis
Lineage: Eukaryota; Fungi; Ascomycota; Eurotiomycetes; Eurotiales; Aspergillaceae
Exons: 1
Coding region: 1-1089 (362 amino acids)
Source: RefSeq, a predicted model, not a curated record
AUGGAACUGCUGAGACCGUCUGAUCUCGUCUGUCUCAGCCUCUGCAGCCAUUAUAUUUUCAACAGCAUCGACACGCACUGGCUGAGGGGGAACAAGGACUUGAAUGUCGCCGCCCUUACCCAGGUAGCAGGCGACCUUCCGGACGACUACUGCUGCCACUAUUGUGCAAAGCUGCAUGCUACCAAAUAUGUAUUCCCGCCAGGAUGGUUGGUUACAGGCGGCGAUUGGUGCAGAGGCAGCCUGGCCAAUGCAUUCCGCGAAGACACAUUCGAGCCGCUGGGACAUCUAUUCGAGGCCCAUUGGGCGCCAACAAGAUACAAUUUCCGGCACAAUCACCUCUUAAUCGCCAUGAAGAAUUACUAUGCCGGCAUCAGGACCCAAGUUACAUCACGGUCUCUGUGCUAUACGGAGGUGCUGAACUGGAAGCACGAUCGCUUGGUCACCACCCUACUCUCCGUCGACGCCUACCCCUGCAUCCUGGGGGAGGGCCGCAGAACCCUAAUUCUUCAAAUCCAACAAUGGGUUGUUUACCGUGGCAACCGGGAGUCCACCGGCGCAUUGGGUCUCACAGGAGACGUUUGUCGUUUGGCAAUUUGUGCUCACAAAUACCUAAGUUCCAACGACGUGCGGCAGUACAUGCUAAGUGCCCUGCAUAGAGGAGGCUGGCGAAGGGAUCAUAUGCCGAGUGCCCUGAGAUGCUGCCCAAUCUGCUGGAUUGACUUCACCAUUGAGCUUCGUCAGUUCGAGACGAACUCCAAGGCAAUUGUCGUUACCAAAUGGGUGGACCUUGGAGCUGGACUAGAGCUCAAUGAUCCAAGGUGGUACUUGAUCACUAACCAGCAGAUCAAAACCACUUUAGCUGGCCAGAUAAUCUAUUCUCCAGGAAGGGCCCGCCGGAUAUUGGACGCUGCCGACCCCAGAAUGGGAGAACCGGCACAGCUUAGCGCUCUGACGGCUUACAACCAGAGCUUCCUGGAGGGAGAUAGAUAUGUGAACUAUCUGUACCGGGGCACGAACGGCUACCAUAGCUGGUGUGGGGAGUACUAUGCACGGAACCCCGAGGAUCUAAUAAUCCGCGUGGUUCCCUGA